AUGGAGAAAUCUCUGGAGGUUGUUGCGUUACAAGGACCAUUGAAACUGGAUCUGGAAUGCUUUGGUUACUGGAAAGUCUCAAUCAAGCAAGUCAUCUCAAGCAUUGACAUGAAAGCUUGGUUUGCAGUGGAGGACGGCUGGUCUCAUCCAACUGAGAAGAAUGAAAAAGGCGAACUGGUGCAGAAACACAGAAAGAAAUGGACAGCUGAAGAAAAGGCUGAGUCCAAACACAACUCACAGGCUCUGUCAGUGAUCUUCAAAUCUCUGCCAAGAGACAUUUUUAAUCAAGUUCAAGGUUGUGAGUCAGCUAAGAAGGCCUGGGACAUUCGGGUCAUCACGUUUGAAGGCACAUGCCGAGUUAGGCGCACAAGGUUGGACAAUCUUGCAUCUGACUUUGAGAACUUGCAAAUGACUGAAACUGAAUCUGUGGCAGAUUAUAGUAGCCGGUUGAGUGGUAUUGCUCAAGAAUCUGUUGGUUUGGGCAAACGAUACAAGGACAAGAAGUUGGUCAAGAAAUUCCUCAGAAGUCUACCUGACAAGUUUCAACUGCACAAAUCUGCUAUUGAUGUGUCUUUGAACUCUGAUGAGCUCAAGUACAAUCAAGUCAUUGGGAUGAUGCAGGUGUUUGAGAUGCAACUAAAGAAGAAAGAGAAGAUGAAUGCUAAGUCAUUUGCUCUUAAAGCUAUAGAGGAACAGAGGCUUGCUGAAUCUCAGGAGCUUGAAGACGAAGAAAAGGUGGGUCUGUUGGUUAAGAAGUACUUUCGGAAGAUGAAGAGAGGUCAGCGGAAGGGAACUACGUCACUCACGAAUGCUGAUUUUGACAAAGGGUUCAGGAAAGGUAAUAAGCAGAAGUCCUACAUCACAUGGAGUGAAAGUGAUUUUGAUGAAGAAGACAACAAAGGUGAAAUUCUGAACAACUUUGUGGCUUUGAUGGGAGUCAUCAAGGAAGACGAAGGAGACGAAACUCUGUUGUUAAGAGGGGACUUUGACAAGAAGAUUGAAUUUGACUCCGAUGGAGAGGAGGCUGGCUUGUCAAUGGAAGAUCAGAUAGGGCUUCUUAUUCAGACUGUUGUGCAAAAGACCCAAGAUAACAGUGAGCUGUCAGCCGAGAGAGAUACUCUUCAAAUGAACGUUGCAAUGUUGUCUAAGGAGCUGAGUGAAGAAAAGGCCAAGUCUCUGCGUCUUGAGAAGCAAUUGGAGGAACAACUGAAGAACAUCAGGAUGCUAAGUAAAGGAAGUAAAGAUCUCGACAACUUACUCAAUAUUGGACAAUCAAGCACCGCAAAGUGGGGUAUGGGGUAUCAAGGAAUCAAAUCUGAAAAGUCAACGCAAUUUGUUAGAGGGCAAAACACUGAGCCAAAACUCAAAGAACAACAUGUUGCAUCAAUCGCUCAACAUUAUCAGUUACCUAAGGUGAAUCCGCAUCACAGGCGGAUGACUAUGCAAUGUGAGUUGCCUGGAAGACAAUCAUAUGGGUCACACAACUAUCAACAGGAGAAGAGGAUGCUGAAUUAUGGUUUCUAUCCAGCUGUUAGAAGUGUUAGUCAAGGGUAUGUUAGGAAAGAUGAUCUCUACAGCUGA
Molecule: messenger RNA, 1581 nt
Organism: Camelina sativa (false flax)
Lineage: Eukaryota; Viridiplantae; Streptophyta; Magnoliopsida; Brassicales; Brassicaceae
Source: RefSeq, a predicted model, not a curated record